This is a messenger RNA of Vicia villosa (hairy vetch), 2410 nucleotides long. Its product is annotated as uridine/cytidine kinase UKL1, chloroplastic-like. The record is from RefSeq and is a predicted model, not a curated record. The coding region runs from base 1 to 1074 and encodes 357 amino acids. Gene Ontology annotation, cellular component: chloroplast; cytoplasm. Gene Ontology annotation, molecular function: excinuclease ABC activity; ATP binding; kinase activity. The transcript has 8 exons. NCBI's taxonomy places the organism in Eukaryota, Viridiplantae, Streptophyta, Magnoliopsida, Fabales, Fabaceae.
AUGGAGACUAUGGAAACCAUCGGUAGCUCCGCACUCAAAAUUAUUUGUGCCCUCUCGUUUCAUGAGUACCUUAAUAGUGCUAUUAUUGUUGCUUCUGUUAUCAGUGUUGUUAGAUGUUUCACUUGGAAUGGUUGUAGCAACGGUGAUGGCGAUGGGUGUGGGAUAGAGAUUCUCAUUUUGUUUGAUCAUUCAUUUCCUUUUUUCUUCGCAUGUUUAUUUAAAAAUAAUCUCUCUAUACCGACAUGCACAGUAAUUAAUUUCUAUUAUAAAAUAAGAAAAAGAAAUAUAUUCUCCGGCUGGCGUCCUUCGUCCAUUUCUUCAUCUUCUUCUCACAGCGUCUUCCUCAUCGGAGUGUCCGGAGGUACUGCAUCGGGGAAAACCACUGUGUGUGACAUGAUUAUUCAACAACUGCAAGAUCAUAGAGUUGUUCUAGUUAAUCAGGAUUCGUUUUAUCGUGGUUUAACUAAAGAUGAGUUGAAACGCGAUCAUGAGUAUAAUUUUGAUCAUCCUGAUGCAUUUGAUACCGAGCAACUUGUAGAAACACUCAUCAAACUUAAAUCUGGGCAGUCUGUUCAGGUUCCUGUUUAUGAUUUUAAGCUUCACCAGAGAGCUUCUGAUAGAUACCAACAGGUCAAUGCAUCUGAAGUAGUUAUUUUGGAGGGUAUAUUGGUUUUUCACGAACAACGUGUCCGCGACUUGAUGAAUAUGAAGAUAUUUGUUGAUGCAGAUCCUGAUGUAAGGCUUUCCCGGAGAAUAAGACGAGAUACGGUUGAGAGGGGUAGAGAUGUGCACUCUGUACUGGAACAGUAUGCUAAAUUUGUUAAGCCUGCCUUCGAUGAUUUUAUUCUUCCAUCCAAAAAGUAUGCUGACAUAAUCAUACCUCGUGGGGGAGAUAAUCGUGUAGCAAUUGACUCGAUCGUUCAACAUAUCCGCACUAAGCUUGGCCAACAUAACCUAUGUAAGAUAUAUCCAAAUUUGCAUGUGAUACAGUCUACUUUCCAUGUGAUUUUCGUAUUUGACAUUUCCUCCUACAAAACUCUGUUUUAUAAUUUUGCUCCAAGGAGAAUUUAUUGAAGGUUAUGAAAACACUUAGAUGGGGGGUUUGGAAUAAGUGAUUUCUUUUUCGUUCACAAUAAAAAAUGACACAUUAUUUUUAUUCUGGUUCGUUAUAACUCAACUACUCCAGUACUCCAGUCCACUCGCCAAGGUGAUUUUGCCUCUCUCAAUCGAGGACUUAAUCCACUAUAAUUAAAACUGAUUACAACUGCACAACCAACUGUCGUGACUAACAACCUUGCACAAACCAUCUGCUUGUGACUAACAACCUUGCACAAACCGACUGCUUGUGACUAACAACCUCUAAGACUAAACUAGUCCCAGACCUCUUGAGAAAUUUGACCCAACUGGUCUCUCAAGGAACUGUUACAAGUUAACAAUAGUGCUUAAGAUUUGCUUCUAGAAAGCUUUAAUCACAACUGUGAUAUUUCACUGAGUGUUUAGUACAGAAACUAUGAACUCAGAAUAAAGAUAAAGUUCUUCGGCGUAAGAGUUCUUCGUUUGAAUUUGAGCAGCUGUUCUUGCUUUGUAUAUCAGCUCUUUUUGUGUUAUGUUGUAUGUUCGUGUAUAUGUAUGUCUAUUUUUGUUGUUGUUCAAAUGAUCUUCUAUUUAUAGUGUUUAGAAGAUUUCGUCCGAUGCUGUAUAAUAGGCUAUCUUAGCCUUUCAUGUUUGCAUGUUAUCUUGGAUAAACUUGCUUUCCACGCUUCUUGAGACUUGUAACUAAAUCUGCUUUUAGCCGUUAAUAAUCAUCAUGUCUCCAACAGUAAUCUUUCUUCUGUCAGAGUAUUUUAUCUUUGUAUUUCUUCAAGAAAACUUCUUUCAGACUUUGUAAAGAUAACAUCUAUCAGAAUUAUGCUUCAGCGGUUGGUGCUUAACGAAGCUUCUUCAUUAGAACUUCUUCACGCUUCAGUGUGACUGUCUUUCAGCAUUUGUAUGUAGUCCAAGUUCUGAUGGUACUAGUUUUGUUUGAUCUUCAGCGUACGAUUAGAACUUCUUCUGAAAUAAGAGAUACAUAAUUAGAGUAUCAUAUUUACUUAUACAAAAUUUAUUUAAUUGUUAUCAUCAAAACACUAAGAUAAGACUAGAACCAAACUAUGUUCUAACAAUCCGCCCUCUUUUUGAUGAUGACAAAACAUUUACAUUCUGAUCAGAAAUUUUGUAUAUAAAAGAAACAAUCUCCCCCCUGAAAUAAAUACUUAGAGAGAAAUGUGAAAGAUAACUUCUCUGAGUAAUUUUUUUUUCAGCUUGUUUCUUUAGAAGAUUGAUGGAUAUGGCUUUUCAUAAGCGCAUUCUUUAGAAGUUCUAAAGUAUAUUCCUUUCUUUCAGAUAUUGUAUAGAGCACUUGCUUUAGAAG